Zonotrichia leucophrys gambelii is the source of this 3825-nucleotide messenger RNA. RefSeq names its product pleckstrin homology and coiled-coil domain containing D1 (gene PLEKHD1). The coding region runs from base 237 to 1748 and encodes 503 amino acids. The transcript has 14 exons. Lineage: Eukaryota; Metazoa; Chordata; Aves; Passeriformes; Passerellidae. The record is from RefSeq and is a predicted model, not a curated record.
UAACCUUCCAAGCUGGCUCUGGUGCAGAGGAAGUAAUACGCAAUGAGAAAACUCUCAUCAUCUGUGCAUCAGGGAGAGAAUUACUGACUGAGUGCUGAGCAGUCAAGUUAUUGAUUCAAACCAAAGCCCAGUCUCUCUGUCUGCUGGGCUGGUUACAUCCUGCUGGUUCAUUGCAUUUAAUCGGAUUCCCUGAGCUGCCACGCAGAGGGGGUGAGUUAGAACCAGAUCCAUCUAUAAUGUUUGCUUCAAAAUCCAGUUCUGUCUCCCCUUCUCCGUCCAUGGAACAGGCAGAUUCAGAUGCUCUGGACAUCAGCACCAAGGUGCAGCUGUACGGUGUGCUCUGGAAGAGACCCUUUGGGAGGCAGUCAGCCAAAUGGUCCAGGAGGUUCUUCAUCAUUAAGGAAAGCUUCCUGCUGUACUAUGCUGAGAGUGAGAAGAAGAGUUUUGAAAGCAAUAAAUACUUCAAUAUCCAUCCGAAGGGUGUCAUACCCCUGGGAGGCUGCAUUGUGGAGCCCAAAGAAGAGGCCAACAUGCCUUAUGCCAUAAAGAUCUCUCAUGAAGACUUCCAUGGUAACAUUGUUCUAGCAGCCGAAUCAGAGUUUGAGCAGGCUCAGUGGCUGGAGAUGCUACAGGAGUCUGGAAAAGUGACCUGGAAGAAUGCCCAGCUGGGAGAAGCCAUGAUCGAGAGCCUGGAAGCUCAAGGACUACAGCUGGCCAAGGAGAAACAGGAAUAUUUAGAUAAACUAAUGGAAGAAACAGAGGAGCUAUGUCUGCAGAGGGAGCAAAAAGAGGAACUGGAGCGUCUGAACCAGAUCCUGGAAGCAGAGAAGCAGCGCUUUGAGGAGGUGGUGCGGGAGCUGCGGCUGGAGCAGGAGGAGAUCCGGCGGGAGCUGGAGCUCACAGCCCGCUCCCUCAAAGGAGUGGAGGAAGAGAAGAAAGAGUUGAGAAGCCUGACAGAGUCCUUACAGAACACCCUGGAGGAGCUCUCCCUGGAAAAACAACAAAUGCUGGAGAUGCUGGAAGAAAAUGAGAGCCAGGUCCCACCUCCAACCAGCCCCAGCAAGGAGCAAAGCCCCAUCUGGGGACUGCACUGCAGCCUGCGACAGAUUGAAGAGAAGAUGCAGCAACUUCUGCAGGAGAAACUCCUGGCAGAGAAAAGGAUGAAGGAGAAUGAGGAGCGGUCUCGAGCACUGGAGGAGGAGCGCGAGUUUUACUCUUCCCAGUCGCAAGCGCUGCAGAACUCGCUCUUGGAGCUGACUGCAGAGAAACAGCAGGCAGAGAGAGACCUCAAGGCUGAAGUGAAGGUACGCAUGGAUCUGGAGAAGAGACUGAGAGAGGCUGAGGAAGCCUUGCAGAGCUUGGAGCAAGGCUUAAAUUCCCUGAAUUGCAACAAGGAGAAAGAGAAGAAGAUGAAAGCAGAUGUCAGUAACUUGAGAAAGUUCUUUGAAGAGUGCAUCCGCAAUGCUGAGCUGGAGGCCAAGAUGCCCGUGAUCAUGAAGAACUCCGUGUACAUCCACAAGGCUGCCACUCGCCGCAUAAAGAGCUGCCGCUUCCGCUGCCGGAGAACCAGCGCCUCCUGGAAUGACAUGAAACAGUCACAGUCCUUCAUCUUCUCACCUGCAGAAGCUGAAAAUAUUGAAGAGCUGAAAGAAGCAGCCAAAAGACUGAGCCGGGACCAGCGCUUUAGGAAAACUAUCUAUCAAAUCAUGAGGUCACAAAAGGAUUCUGCUUCAGGGGACAAAAAGUGACUCUUCCUGGGAGGGGGCUUCUGAGAUCAACCUGCCAUUCAGCUCUGCAAAAGUUACAGCCUUGGGCAUUAGGCUCAGAAGGGAGAUCUGGCAUUUGGUGGGCAAGGUGGGGGAGAGUUGUGUGUAGGAAAUCCCUUGAGUUACUGGCUUUGCUUUAGUUUGAGUGCUCCCUGCAGCCUGGCAGACCUUCUCUGCUGAUCUCUCCAAACCUGUUUGCUUCAGCUGCUUACACUAAGCCAUGUUUGGCCAAGAUGCCACAGUCGGUGUUCACGUGAACCAGAGACCGUAGCUUAGGAAGUGCCUCUCCUUUCCUUUCCUUCCCUGUCUAGUCUGUCUGCCAAACACAAGUGCUUUUGAGGAAACCUUUAGCAGCCUAUGUUCCAGCUGUAUAAUCUCCUCAGCUGAACACAGCUCACCCUGUUCUGCCUGAUCCCCUCUAGGAGCUGCACACCCUCAGUAAAUCAGCACUUCGGUGGGGCACAUGUCCUGAAGACUGCAGCAGUCCCAGCCUCCCAAGCACAGGCAAAAGUAUCAAACACAGGGCCAAACUUUUUGUCUUGAUGCUACAUAAUUUCAAGCAAACAGCAACAACACAAGGUGAAGACAACAGGAGGAUGCUGUGGAUUUGGGUCCAAGGAGGAUCAUGUACAGAGAAGAGCUUAUACGUAACUCAAUGGCAUCCACGCAAGCUGGAGGGAGGGUUCUGUUGUGUGAUGGUGGGCAGAACAUUCCAGGGCCACCUUUGCACAUUUUUUUGCACUGGGACAUCUAGCUGUGUCAGAACUAGGGAAUGUAUUAGCUCUUGGCUAUCUAUUCCUCAGUGUGAAGAAGCCUUUGACUCAGUUUUGACGGCUUCCUCAACACCUCACCUGUGAGGUGAGUUGGGGGGCAGGAGGGAGAAGACUGUCCAGCAACAAAACCCACUGCCACUUCAGGCAAGCUGCAAGGGCUGUGGAAGAGGAGUCCAGGAGAGGAGUCACUUUGUUGUGGAACCCCUUGCAGCCUCCCCCACCUAUUUUAAGUAAGCAGUUGGCUAAUAAUUACCCAUGCUGUAGAAGCAGCACUGCCUGGUGCUUACAGACCACAGGAUAAGCAUGCUCAGAGUGACACCCUGUUUUCUCCUGCGUAUUAAUUGGGAAAUUAAGAAAUAGACAAUACAAAGGUGAAUAAAGUAAGCAGCAGAAGUACAGUUAGGGGUUAGGGGGUGAUAAAGUACAGAUUUACUGUACCUUUCAUGGCAUCAGGACCCCUGGGUAUUAUGUAUGUCCAGUGACACACAGGUGGUUGCUUGCUACUGUCCCAUUCAGACUGUGACAGUGUCCACUAACAGCCUUUGGUUUCUGGCCACCUACAUAAUUCCCUACCAAUUUAGUGUUGUUCUUAGGGAGAAGUCAAGGAUGAGGCUGGGUAGCAAGCCUUGGCUUACCAGCCAGAGGAGAGUGGUUAAAGCUGGGUGGAGGAACAUCCUGUGACAGUGUGAUGCUCCUGGAUGGAAUCACUCUAGUGUGACCAGAGGAAAAGCUUUGAAAACACAGCCUGUACUUCCCAUUUCAGUCAGUUACUGACUAGUAUCCUUCUGCCAGGCAUUGGGAGGUUUCAUCCAAUCAGAAGAUCCAGCUCUGAAGGAGGAUGUUUUUGUGAUAAUAGGUGAUACAGUAGGAGAAGAUUGUUUCCAUCCUUCCUUAGCAUACCUCAUCCUUCUGUGGUUUAUCUACUUGUGUUUAUAUGCUAGAAAGCCACAAAUGAAUUCUUGCUCCUACGAGGCUGAAGGGCUGUGAUAAAGAAGCAAUACAGAAAUGUUUUUUUUCCUUGAUGCUGCUCCCAGAUAAUCUCUGGCUAUUUUCCAGUUACAAGGUCUAUAUUAGGUGAUGCUGGAAGGAACAGAAUAAAGGAUAGCUAGAGAAUGCAUCUGUAAUUCAGGCAGGUAGAAAAAUCACCCUGUGGCCUGUGAAUACAGCAUUUUUGUUCUAUUACCAUCAAAGCCACAAUCUCUGAUUCUUCAGAAGUAUUGUAUGCAGGAGGCAGUCACAUCAGGUCUUCCUUUACUGUGCAUAUUGACAGCAAUAAGUAAAUAAAA